Messenger RNA from Colletotrichum destructivum, 744 nucleotides. RefSeq lists its product as uncharacterized. The transcript is spliced from 2 exons. Bases 1 to 741 code for a protein of 246 amino acids. Lineage: Eukaryota; Fungi; Ascomycota; Sordariomycetes; Glomerellales; Glomerellaceae. The record is from RefSeq and is a predicted model, not a curated record.
AUGCCCCAUGCAACAGCACAACUUGCUCUCGACUCCCGUUCGGGCAGGAGGAUAUCGCUGGCGCUAUAUAAAGACGGCAUGACCACACUCUUGGCUCUUCUUGGCUUUCUCUUGGAAGUGCACCGAACCUCAGCCAACGCCUUGCAGUUGAUCCUGACCCAGCCCACGCAAUCAACCUUUCUCCGCGCUCUUGGUCUCUUGGCGUUUCUGCUAUCUCUCUCCACGUUACCCAAAACUCUCUCUUCUCCGACCACCCUCCCUUCCCCCCGUGCGCCCUUUCCGCCUUUUCACACAGCGCCCGCCGCCACCGACACCACCACGGCCGGCCAGUUGUCUCACGAUAAUAGCAUCGAUCGACUGUAUGUCUCCGGGUGGCUGACACGUCCCGCCUUGUCCAGCUGCAGGUGGCGUUUCUUAGCAUCGUCACAGAAAAAGGAAGGUCUUCUGGAAAACGGCUGUGGACUCGUCGAGGCGACUUCUAGGCGAUGGUCGACCCUCCUCCCUCAGCUCUUUCAUUCGUCAACCAUCCUGGACUUAUCGCAAUAUCUCACCAACCACCCACGACCCUGGACUAAGCGGGUUUCCCUUCACCAGAACCACCACAUCCUUGUCCACGUUCGCAACGUUGCCAGGUUGCGACCCAACCUUUGUGUACGACGCCAACGACCCGACACCGACAACCCUCGCGGUAGGGGCCGUCUUCCAGUUCUUUGCAUUCUGUUCAUCGAGCUUCCCCCUUGAUAU